AUGAGGACUUCGUGUUGUCGUCCAUUUCUCAUACUGCUUUCCGCAGUGCAUUUUGCCAAACCAGUAAAGAUCAUCGACAACGGACUGGCGCCUCCUGAGAUCGUUCACACGCCUGUUGCUACGAAACCGCGAUGUAUCAUACGGGCGCAGCCAUUGGACCUGAUCUUCAUCCUGGACAGCUCUGGUUCUUUACGGGAUCAAUUCCAAGAUGAAAUUGAUGUCAUUCGCCGGAUUGUUAAACAUGUGACAAUAGGCGAUACCGCCACGCGGGCCAUGCUGGUUCAAUUCAGUGGUACUCAACACUUGGAGUUCAACUUCCACCAAUUCACGAGCAGAGACGAAUUAUUGGCUGCACUGGAUGUCCUUCGACAUGUCUCGGGCAUUACUCGUAUUGGAGGUGCAAUCGAGUUUACCCUAGAAUCUCUCAAGGAUCCUUCAAACGGUAUGCGAGACAAUAGCGUUCCAAAAAUUGUUUACUUACUUUCUGAUGGAAGGACACAUGAUUACCCAAAGGACUUGGAAAUGGUGGAUAUUUUAAGGAGAUCAAUCCCAAACCUAGACAUCUGGGCUUACGGAACCGGUAACUACGUUGCGAUGCCCGCACUAGUGAACUACACACGGGACUCAAACAAGAUUGUCACCAACGCGAACCUGCAAACGCUCGAGUUACGAUUUGAUCCAUAUCGCGGAACGGAGACUUGCGAAAAAAUUCCUGCGUGCGUAAAAGGUUCCGAUAAGCCAGUAGAUUUGGCGCUGGUGAUUGACGCCUCAGAAUCUCUCGAUCAACUAUUUCAAGAGCAAAUUCACUUUGCCAUCAAACGUAUAGUGAACAACAUUAACAUUCAUCCGGAAGCCACCAGACUAGCCCUGAUCACCUAUUCGGGCAAAACGUUCAUUCACUUCAAGUUCAACGAUCGGCAAUUCGGCAACAAUUCGGCAGUAAUCGCUCACCUGAACACGCUUCGCUCCAUCAAAGGAACCACGUCCACGAACUUUGCUCUGAGGGAAACCUUCGAUCUUCUCAACUCUCGUGAUCCGAAUGACGGUGUCCGUGAGGGAGUGCCUAAACUGGUAAUCAUUUUAACUGAUGGCCAUUCAGCCAGAAGUCCCAAAGAGAUUGCCGAUGAGAUGCGAGCACAUGGAGUUACAAUACUAGUAGUGAGCGUCACACCUGAGCCGCGGAUCGACGAAGGCGAACUUGUUGAUAUUGCUGGUGAUCAAGCGCGAGUCUUCACUCCAAGGAACGCACAUGAUUUCGAAUCGGAAUUAAUGAAGCAUGUGGGCUACGGUUGCGAAGGACUGAAACUCGGUCCAGAUGCCAAACCUCGUGUAAGAGGAGCAACUGACAUCUCUUGCGACGAGCAUUCUGUAACGCUUACCGUCAGGACACAACGGCCUAUGAGCGGACUUAUGUACGCACAGAACUAUCACGACAGUCCACAGUGCUUCCUGGUACAACAAAAUUGUUGUUUAUUCCCCACCACUCUCUUGAUACUACAAUUUCAUCCACUCAUCCUCACAAGGGCAGAUCAAGGUCUUGAUGUGAAAUGUUUCUACCAGCAAAUGUUGACGCCUCAGAAAAUGAUUCAAGCCCCAAAACGAGUGGACGACACGACUUGCACAUAUCGCAUCCACAGGUACAGUCCAACGCAGUGUGUCUCGUUGGAUGCCAAGGUCGGAGAAACUUUGUACCAUAAAUGGCAAUGUGAUAGUCCUCCACAAUUCAAAUACCUUGUUCAUAACUGCUACGUGAAAUCAGAAAGAAGUACAGUGGAGAUCCUCGAUAGUGAAGGAUGUGAAGUCGACCACUAUUUCCUUGAAACGCCAAACUACUCACGAUUCAAUGGUGUUGACCAAGAUACUUAUGUAUUCCAGGAAAUGUCGGUUUUCAAGUUUCCUGGUGAGGGAAAUGUGAUUUUCCAAUGCAAGAUAUCACUUUGCGACAUGACAUCUGAAGGUUCUUCGUGCAUAAAUCAAGUGCCACCACGAUGCGCGAAGAAACCACCGGUGAUUGCGUUCCGGGAGAGACGAUCCACUGAUCCGCAGCAGCUGAGCAGGCUGUCUGAUCGAAUGCCCCGAGCAGAGGAGCCAUCAAUGGUCAGAUUUCGUCGCAACAUCGUGCCAACCAAGGAGGGCUUCUACAUGACGCUUGAAGUGGAAACCAGGUGA
Messenger RNA from Angiostrongylus costaricensis, 2169 nucleotides. Lineage: Eukaryota; Metazoa; Nematoda; Chromadorea; Rhabditida; Metastrongylidae. The record is from the annotation of a GenBank genome assembly.